ACCGCCGCCACCGUCUGACCUCCAUGUCUACGGAGAGCUCCCCUCUGCUCAGCUACCGCCUCUUCCGCGUCUGGGGUGAAGGGGAGAUGCCGGGGGCCACUCAGGAAGAGGCCCCCCUGGUGGUGGGGGUCAUGGGUGGCUCCGGGGGCCCCCACCCUGACCCAGCCAGGCAGCUCUCCACCUUCUUUGGGGUCAUUGUGCCCACCGUCCUCUCCAUGUUCAGCAUCGUGGUCUUCAUGCGUGUCGGGUUCGUGGUGGGUCACGCUGGCUUCCUGCAGUCCCUCCUGAUGCUGGUGGUGGCCUAUCUCAUCAUCUCGCUGACCGUCCUCUCCGUCUGCGCCAUCUCCACCAACGGGGCCGUCCAAGCUGGAGGUGCCUACUUCAUGAUCAGCCGGACGCUGGGCCCCGAGUUCGGAGGGAGCAUCGGCCUGAUGUUCUACCUGGCCAACGUUUGCGCCUGUGGGGUUUACGUCCUGGGGCUGGUCGAAGCCAUUCUGGAUGACUUUGGAGCAGAUGGGUCAGUGCCGCCAGGCUCGAAGGCCCUGCCCCAGGGCUACCUGUACAGCUUCCUGUAUGGCUCAGUGGUGCUCUUCCUCUGCCUGCUGGUCUGCCUGGUGGGUUCCCACAUCUACUCCCGGGCUGCCUUCUUCAUCUUCCUGGUGGUCAACCUGGUCCUGGUCACCAUCUUUGCCAGCUUCUUCGCCGUCUCCCCCAGGGAGAUCUCCAUUUCCCGUGAUGGCAACCACAGCUUCAAUGCCUCCUUCACCGGAUUCAACAUCUCCACUCUCCGGGACAACCUCUACGCCAUGUACGCUCGCGAUUACACCACAAACAACAUGAUGUCCUUCGCCACCGUCUUUGCCGUCAUGUUCAACGGAUGCACAGGGAUCAUGGCAGGCUCCAACAUGUCAGGGGAACUGAAGAACGCCAGCAGCUCCAUCCCGAAGGGCACGAUCGUGGCCGUGGUCUACACCUUCGUCAUCUAUUUCUUCCUCUUCUUCAUGACCAGCUUCACCUGUGAGAGGGCUCUGCUGCAGGGCGACUAUGGCUUCUUCCGCUCCAUCAACGUCUGGCCGCCUUUCGUCCUGGUGGGCAUCUACUCGGCUUCCCUCUCGGCCUCCAUGAGCAACCUCAUCGGCGCCUCCCGCAUCCUCCACGCUUUGGCCAAGGACGACCUCUUCGGGAUCGUCCUGGCACCAGCCAAGAUCGUCUCCAAAGGAGGGAACCCCUGGGUGGCCGUCCUCUACACCUGGGGCCUGGUGCAGCUGGUGCUCUUGGUGGGGAAGCUCAACACCAUUGCUGGCAUUGUGACCGUCUUCUACCUCGUGGCUUAUGCUGCUGUGGACCUGGCCUGCCUGGCGCUGGAGUGGGCCUCUGCUCCCAACUUCCGGCCCACCUUCCAGCUCUUCUCGUGGCACACCUGCUUCCUGGGCAUCGUCUCCUGCCUGGUGAUGAUGUUCCUGAUCAGUCCGGCCGGGGCUUCGGGCAGCCUGGGCCUCAUGGUCCUGUUGCUGGGCUUCAUCCACCUCCGCUCGGCCGCCUCCUCCUGGGGCUACAUCAGCCAGGCCCUCAUCUUCCACCAGGUGCGGAAGUACUUGCUCCUCCUGGACAUCCGGAAGGACCACGUCAAGUUCUGGCGGCCGCAGAUCCUUCUUAUGGUGGCCAACCCUCGUGGCGGCUCCCAGCUCAUGAAGUUCAUCAACCACCUCAAGAAGGGAGGCCUCUUUGUCCUGGGACACGUGGAGAUCGGGGACCUUGAUACCAUGCCGUCUGACCCCAUCCAGGCCCAUUAUAACUUCUGGCUGAGCUUGGUGGACAAGCUGAACAUCAAAGCCUUUGUGGACCUGACGCUCUCCCCUUCGGUCCGGCAAGGGACGCAGCACCUCCUGCGGAUCACCGGAUUGGGUGGCAUGAAACCCAACACGCUGGUCCUGGGCUUCUACGACGACUGUGUCCCGGAAGACUACUUCCUCCAAGACCCGGCCUUCAUCCAGGCGCGGGAGAACGAUGAGUUUGGGGUGGACCUGGCGGCCUUGCAAGCUCACUUCCCUCCCGUGCGCCCGGCAGAGAGCCCUCGGGCGUUGAGCCCGGCUGAGUACGUGGCCAUAAUCUCAGAUGCGGUGAAGAUGCACAAGAACGUGUGCCUGGCGCGCUACUUCCACCUCCUGGAGAAGGACCAGCCUUCCUCGCCCUCCUCCUCCUCCACUUCCUCCACCUCUUCCUCCUCCUCCUCCAGCUCCUCCAAGCGGCGUUUUGAGGGACGCUACAUCGACGUGUGGCCCCUGAACCUGCUGCGGCCCCACACCCCGACCUACGUGGACAUCUGCAGCCUCUUCCUGCUCCAGAUGGCCUGCAUCCUGACCAUGGUCAGCUCCUGGAAGGCCGCCCGGCUGCGCAUCUUCCUCUGCGUGGAGUCCGGCGACGUGGGCUGGGUGGGCAAGGAGGAGAAGCUGCGGGAGCUGCUGACCAAGCUGCGCAUUAAGGCCACCAUCAAGAUCGUCACCUGGGACCAAGUGGUGGCCCUCAACGGACUCCAGCAACAGCAUCCCUCUGAGAUGGAGGCCUCAUCCCCCCCGCACGACGGGGAGACCUUCCUCAACGCAGCCACCACUUUCCGCGUGACGGACGAGUACUUGGCGUCCGUCAACAACCUGGUGAGGAAGCAAGGAGGGCAGACCGCCGUACGCUUCCUGUACCUGCCACGGCCUCCCGCCGACACCGCGCAGUACGAGCGCUACCUGGAGCAGCUGCGUAUCCUGACCACAGACCUGGGGCCCACCUUGCUCAUCCACGGCCUCACCCCUGUCACCUGCACCGAGCUCUGAGGGACAGGAACUACAACUCCCAGGUUUCCCUUUUGUGGAUUGUGGGAGUCGGAGUCUUCCCUCCCUCUCUCCAGGAUUUUUCCAAAGAAGGAUUCACCUUCUGGGGUGAAACGUCUAUGUGAUCAAAGGAAACAUUGUGGUGCGUUUGGAAAAAGGAGGAGAGGGAAAGAAAGGGUGCCUUGUCUUUGGAGCAAACUUCACACAGAACCCAUUUGGGGGGAUGUUUUGCUUCCGUGGCUUUGAAGAGCCGUGGCUUUUGGCUGUUACAAAGUGCUUCACAAAUCUUGGUUUGGUCUGGAAAUUUCAGUUGGACAAAGAAGAGCUUUCCGUGCUUUGAGAGGAGUCUCUUUUGUCCCUCGGUUUGGGACGAUAUAUGCCUUCCAUGGCCUCACGUCGUAGCAGAAACUAUUGACCUUUGGAUACGGUUGCAGGACAACACCGUCUUCUCACAUUUGGGGGGACCUUCAGUACCUUCCAGUCUUCCUUUGCAGGAAUUCUCUUCCAAUCUGCUUUGUUUUUUCAUGUUCCUUCGCUUAUCAGUUCCGGGUAGCAUGGCUCGGUCUUCCAUUCGGCAUCUCUAGGGGAGGAAAGAGGGCUGUCUCAUCUCAGUUGUGGACCCAUUUCUGAGACUCUUGGCUUGGUUCCUCUUAAAUCUAGAUCAGGCAUGGGCAAACUUCAGUCUUCCAGGUAUUUUAGACUCUCAACUCCCACAAUUCCUUUUUUUCCUGGGUGUUUAGUGACAGUCAACACAGACUCCAGCAAAGGGCUUUUUCUUCUUCCUCAGGCUUUGGCUUCAGAAGGAGUCCCAAAACCCUUUCACCGGCAGGAAGCGCAUGAUUGGCCCUGUGUCGCCAAAGCCUCUCUUUGAAGGCAGAUUGUGUCCCAAGUCUAGAUCUCUAGGUCUAGGUCUCUUAAGUCUAGAACUCGGUCAGAUGCCUUUGCCUUUGCCUUUGCCUUCCCAUGCUAUUGAAAACGUCUCCAGCAAAGGACUUCUUCUUCUUCCUCAGGCUUUGGCUUCAGAAGGAGUCUCAAAACCCUUUCGCCGGCAGGAAGCACAUGAUGGGCCAUGUUUUGCCAAAGCCUCUCUGUGAAGGCAGAUUGAGUUCCGAGUCUAGAUCACUAAGUCUAGAACCCGGUCAGAUGCCUUCCCACGCUACUGUAAACGUUUUCUUCCAGGAAGAAAAUCUGGCCUUCGUCUCCAAAGCCAGACAUUUAAAGCGACGUCUCCUACGGACCACUAAAAUCAAAAUGUUUGUGUGCUCCCUGUUUCUGGUACCAACUGAAACUGGGAAACUUUAUACACACAUACAUACGCACACGUUGUUGGUGUUAUUGUUGUGAGACUGGAGAAAAUGUCAUCUUCGAUUCGGCUCA
Molecule: messenger RNA, 4199 nt
Organism: Anolis sagrei ordinatus
Lineage: Eukaryota; Metazoa; Chordata; Lepidosauria; Squamata; Anolidae
Source: RefSeq, a predicted model, not a curated record